AUGAAAAAGCAAAAUCACCGCCAACAGCCUGAAUCCAAAAACUCAGAUGAUGAUCUGAAACCUUUGAACUCAAUGUCAUGUCCAGGAGAUUAUGAGUCCGCAAGACUGUACAGUGUUUCAUUUGAAAAUGAGAUUCCAUUCUUCAUCUCAGCUCCAGGACCUUUGUCGGAGUUCCUCAGGGUAAUGUGCUCGGCACAACAAUGUUCAACUGCUUCAUCAAAUCCAAACCACAAUUUCCGUGUUUGCAGUACCUGGGGAAAUUAUCACUUUAAAACCUUUGAUGGUGACUUUUAUUAUUUUCCUGGAACUUGCAAUUAUGUCUUCGCUUCCCAAUGUUUAAGUAGUUAUGAGGAAUUCAACAUCCAGAUGAGACGUUCCAUUGUCAAUGGUUUUCCAAGGAUCACUCACAUUGUCCUGAAAGUUGAUGGAACAGUUAUUGAAGUACAGAAUUCAACUAUUUCAGCUGAUGAUAAUCUUGUGACAUUACCUUACACCCAUUCUGGGAUUGUGAUUGAGAAAGUCAGUAAUUACACUCGAAUCACUGCAAAGAUUGGCUUGACUCUUAUUUGGAAUGGAGGUGACGCCCUCACGCUUGAACUGGGCCAGCAGUUUGUCAACACAACAUGUGGACUCUGUGGCGAUUUCAAUGGCAUACGAGAUAAUGAAUUUUUUUCAAACGGACACCACCUGACUCCAAUCCAGUAUGGAAACUUACAGAAACUGAAUGAUCCCAAGGAGCAAUGCAAUGAUGUACCUUCAUCUGAACAAAACAAAAAUUGUUCAACAUUUGAAUCCAUGUGUGAAAGAGCACUCACUGACCCAGGUUUUUCCAACUGCUAUGAUAUCUUAGAUUUAGCACCUUUUAUCAAGAGCUGCAUGCUGGAUAUGUGCCUGUGCAAGGAUUUAGAAAAUCCAUCAUCCUGCAUGUGUAAUACCUUAUCAGAAUUUUCUAGACAAUGUGCUCAUGUUGGAGGUAAACCUAGCAACUGGAGAAGGAAAGGAACGUGUGAGAAGACUUGCCAAUUUAAUAUGACCUAUGAGGAGUGUGGAAUUCCAUGUGCAGACACAUGCUCAAAUCCUGAUAGGAGCCGGAUGUGUGAGGACCACUGCAUUGAUGGCUGCUUCUGUGCUCCAAAUACUGUUCUUGAUGAUAUUUCCAACACUGGAUGUAUUCCAAAAGAACAGUGUCCCUGUACCUACAAUGGAUUAUCUUAUGCACCUGGAGAGUCCUAUUCCACCAAAUGCAGUAAAUGCAAUUGUAAUGGAGGACAGUGGUUUUGUACUGAACUAUCUUGCCCUGGGAUCUGUUCUGUUGAGGGAGGAUCUCAUAUUAAUACAUUUGAUGAAAAGCAAUACACAUUUCAUGGGAAUUGUCAUUAUGUUCUUGCUAAGGACUGCGAAAAUACUUUCUUCACUGUCCUCGGGGAGCUGCAGCAAUGUGGUAUUACAGAAUCUGAAACAUGCUUAAAGUCUGUAUCACUGACUGAACAUAGAUCUCAAACUAUCAUUACAAUUAACCCCAAUGGCCGUGUGUCUGUCAAUGGAAUCUUUACAGAAUUGCCUUUAACCUUUGCUAACUUCACUAUUUUCAUGCCGUCGACUUUCCAUGUUAUCAUUCAUACUUCUUUUGGGCUGCAGCUCCAGGUACAGUUGGUGUCUAUCAUGCAACUCUAUAUAAGACUGGAUUCUGUCUUUAAAAGUCGGGUGUGUGGUCUUUGUGGAAACUUCAACAAUGUGCUCAAUGAUGAAUUUAAAAUAGUCAGUGGUCUUGUGGAAGGAACAUCUGCUGCUUUCGCAAAUACCUGGAAGACUAAAGCUAGCUGCCCUGACAGAAGAGACAUUCAUGAAAACCCUUGCUCCCUCAGUGUUGUAAAUGAAAAGUAUGCUAAACAUUGGUGUGGCCUGCUAUUAGAUGACAACUCUACAUUCGCUCAGUGCCAUUCACAUGUCAACCCAAAUCAGUACUUUGAGCAAUGUAAAUAUGACAGCUGUAACUGUGAAAAAAGUGAGGACUGCAUGUGUGCUGCCCUUUCAUCUUAUGUUCAGGCCUGUGCAACUAAAGGGAUUAUCAUUUCAAACUGGAGGAUGAAUGUAUGCUGUAAGUAUAACAUCAAAUACCUCACCUGUCCCAAGACUCUGAUCUACAGCUACAGUAUGACAAGCUGCCAUCGUACGUGCAAGUCCCUAGGAGCCCCAGAUAAAACAUGUGAGAUUGACUUUGAGCCAGUUGAUGGAUGUGGUUGUACUAAUGGAACCUACAUGGAGGAAUCUGGCGAAUGUGUACCGCCCUCCAGGUGUCCAUGCUAUUAUAGGGGGUUGACAGUGCCAGCAGGAGAGGUCAUUCAUGAGGAAGAUGCCAUGUGUACCUGCAAUCAAGGGAAGCUUGAGUGCAUUGGAAAAGAAUUAAAACUUCAAGUCUGUGCUGCUCCCAUGGUUUACUUUGACUGCAAUAAUGCUUCAGCUGACAGUGUUGGUACAGAGUGUCAGAAGAGUUGCCAAACCCUUGAUAUGGAGUGUUAUGCCACAGGUUGUGUCUCUGGUUGUGUAUGUCCUGAUGGUUUAGUUUCUGAUGGAAGUGGUGGCUGUAUUCCUAUAAAUCAGUGCCCAUGUACUCAUAAUGGAAUUCAGUACCAUUCUGGGGACAUUGUACAGGUGGACUGUAAUUCAUGUGAAUGCAAGAAUAGAUUGUGGACCUGCACAAACCAACAGUGUCAUGGGACAUGUAUGAUCUAUGGAGAUGGGAACUACGUCACUUUCGAUGGAAAACGUUACAAUUUUAAUGGUGACUGUGAAUAUGUUGUUGCACAGGAUUAUUGUGGAAAUAACACCUUGAAUGGUACCUUCAGAGUAAUCACUGAAAACAUCCCUUGUGGGACCACUGGAACAACAUGUUCUAAAUCAAUUAAAAUCUUCUUAGGGAACUUGGAAAUAAAACUCUCAGGUGGAAAGUAUGAAGUGGUAAAGUUUGGUAGCGGCAAACACAUUCCUUAUGAAGUACGUUAUCUUGGCAUUUACCUUGUAAUUGAAGCUAAAAAUGGACUGGUAUUGAUCUGGGAUAAGAAAACAAGCUUGACCAUUAAACUCAGUCACUCCUUUCAGAGUUCCAUCUGUGGAUUGUGUGGUAAUUAUGAUGGCAAUGUACAUAAUGACUUUACAACUAGAAACCAGUUGGUGGUUGUAAACAUGGAGGAGUUUGGAAACAGCUGGAAGGUAUCACCUGUGUGUCCAAAUGCAAAGAAAAAUGAAGACCCUUGUUCAGUUAACCUUCAUCGAGAUGCAUGGGCUCAGAAGCAAUGCAGCAUCCUCAAGGAUAAACCAUUUCUAGCUUGUAAUUCGCAGAUUAAUCCAACCCCAUAUUACGAAGCUUGUGUACGGGAUGCAUGUGCCUGUGACACUGGUGGAGAUUGUGAAUGUUUGUGUACAGCUAUAGCUGCUUAUUCUUUGGCCUGCAGUAUGGCUGGGGUGUGCAUUUCCUGGAGAAAUCCUACAUUUUGUCCUCUGUUUUGUGAUUAUUACAAUCCUGAUGAUGAGUGUGAAUGGCACUAUGCACCUUGUGGCAUUCCCUGUUUGAAAACUUGCCGAAAUCCUGGUGGAGCAUGCUCCAAGAUUAUCCCCAAACUUGAAGGCUGUUACCCAGACUGUCCUGAUGAUAAGCCAUUUUUGGAUGAGGACAAAAUGAAGUGUGUUAAAUUGGACCACUGCCCCUGCUAUGUUAAUGGGAACCACUAUGAGCCAGGCCACAUUGUGCCAAGCACUCAGAACUGUGAAUCAUGCAAGUGUAUAAACAGUAAAGUACAGUGCACCUAUGACAAAUCAGAAUGCGUCUGUGUUUAUGAUGGCAAAACCUUCCAUGAAGGUGAUAUUAUCUACCAUACAACGGAUGGGAUUGGAGGGUGCAUCAAAGCAACAUGCAGUGUAAAUGGGACAAUAAGCAGAGAAGUCUAUCCAUGUACUCCGAAGACCUCCACAACUCCCAGUACGACACUAGCCUUUGAAACAACACCAGCACCCAUUGCAUCUAGCACUAGAAGUUUUACUACAGCAGAAAAUACGCCAGAGAAGAAUGAAACAGCACACACAACUAUACUUUCAGCAACAACCAUUACCCCUACAAGAUCUAAUACAUCAAAGACAGCCCAUGUCAGUGUGACAACCAUUGCUGAGACAACACUAACAAGCAAGACAGUAGCUUCAACUACUCUAUUGAGGACAACAAUGGCAAAAAUCACUGAAACUGCAUCAGAACAAAGCCAAUCAACAUUGAGUACUGCCUCAACAACAUCGCUCACCACAACAGCAACUACAUUAUUGCCGUCUUCUAUGUCAUCAACUACAGUCAUCCCCACAACACCUCAACCAUCAACUUCUCCCUCAGAAAAAACAGUUACACCCUCAAAAACUUCACCACCGACCUCUUCUAUUUCUUCUACUACAGUCACCCCCUCAACAGCUACACCAUCAACAUCUUUCAUUUCUUCAACUACAGUCACUCCUAUGACAACUACACCAUCUACCACUACCUCAGAAAGAACAUUUACGCUUUCAACUCAAACACCAUCAGCUUCUUCCAUCGUAUUAACUACAGUCACUCUCACAGCAAGUACACCAUCAACAAUUUCUUCAGUAAAAACAGUCACUCCUAGAACAACGACACCCAUUUCAUCAACUACAACCACUUCAACAACAUCUACACCAUUGACCUCUUCUAUAUCUUCAACUAUAGUCACACCGACAACUACAUCAUUAACUUCUUCCUCAGAAAAAACAGUCAUUCCAUCAACGCUAUCGACCUCUUCCAUAUUUUCAACUACAGUCACUCCAACAACAACUACACCAUCUACAAUUUCUUCAGAAAAAACAGUUACACCCACAACAACUACAUCAUCAACCACUUCUUCAGAAAAAACAAUUAAGCCCUCAACAACUACACCAUUGACGUCUUUCAUAUCUUCAACUACAGUCACACCCACAACAACUACACCAUCUACCUCUUCCUCAGAACAAACAAUCAGUCACACAAAACAGACGCCAUCAACCUUUUCUAUUACAUCAACUACAGUGACUCCCACAACAACUAUAUCAUCAACCACUUCUUCCAAAGAAACGAUUAUGCCCACAGCAACUACACCAUCAACCACUUCUUCAGAAAAAACAAUUACACUUUCAACAUAUAAACCAUUGACUUCUUCCUUAUCUUCAACUACAGUCACCCCCACAACAACCACGCCAUCAACUUCUCCCUCAGAAAAAACAGUCACCUCAUCAACAACUAUGCCAUUGAUCUCUUCCAUAUCGUCUACUAUAUUCAUCCCCCCAACAACUGCACCUACGAUCACUUCUUCAGAAAAAACAGUUAUGCCAUCAACUACACAAUCAACCUCUUCCAUAUCUUCAACUACAAUCACACCCACAACUACAUCAUCAUCAACCUUUUCCUCUGAAAAAUCAGUUAUCCCAACAAGUAUACCAUUGUCCUCCUCCUCAAAAGCAACAUCAUUCACCACUACAACAACUACAUCAUCAACGUCUUCCAUAUCUUCAGUUACAGUCACCCCUACAAAAGCUACAUCAUCUACUUCUUCCUCAGAAAAAUCAGUCAUCCCAUCAAAAACUACACCAUCUACCUCUUCCUCAAAAACAACAUCAGUUACCAGAACAACUUUACCAUCUACUUCUUCUUCAGAAGAAACAACAAUUCCCACAACUACAUUGUCAACUUCUUCCUCAGAAAAUACCUUUACCACAACUACACUAUUGACCCUUCCCUUAAAAACAUCAUCAGGCACCACUAAGACAACAAAACCAUCGACCUUUUCUGUGUCAUCAGCUACAGUUAUCCCCACAACAUCUACAACAUUGUCUUCCUCCUCAGCAGUAACAUCCACGGCCAUCCCCACAACUACAACAAUGUCUAGUUCUUCUUCAGCAUCAACUAAACUAUCUCCUCCUGUGACAGCACCAUUGAAGUAUACCAAAACAACAACUAGAGCAACAACCACUUCACUGAGCACAAAAACUACUAUCAGCACCUCAGAAACAAGCCAACCAACAUCAACUAUUUCCUCAGUAUCAAAAACCAAAGUCAUCCCAACAACAUCCACUACUUCCUCACCAUCAACAGUCUCCCUAACAACCACUGCAACAUUGACUACUUCUUCUGCAACAACCAUCAUCUUCCCAACUACAACUGCUGCAAAAACUAAAGUGACAUCAGAACAAAGUGAAACAACAUUCACUACAACCUCACCAACAACAGUUUGUUCAUGUCAAAUAAAUGGGCAAAUGCUGUCACCUGGACAGGCAGUGGUGACUUCUGUAGGUAAAUCAGACCUGUGUAACUUUACACUCUGUACCAAGAGCUGUGAGAUUGUGAAGUACACAGGCAAAUGUCACACCACUACAGCGCCUACUACAACUCCAUCUGAAACUGCAACAACAGUAACAGUAACUCCCACAACUACAGAAACAACAAGAUGCUCUUGCCACGCCAACGGACAAACAUUAUCACCUGGACAGGCAGUGGUGACUUCUGUAGGUAAUUCAGACCUGUGUAACUUUACGCUCUGUACCAAGAGCUGUGAGAUUGUGAAGUACACAGGCAAAUGUCACACCACUACAGUGCCUACUACAACUCCAUCUGAAACUGCAACUACAGUAACAGUAACUCCCACAACUACAGAAACAACAAGAUGCUCUUGCCACGCCAAUGGACAAACAUUAUCACCUGGACAGGCAGUGGUGACUUCUGUAGGUAAAUCAGACCUGUGUAACUUUACACUCUGUACCAAGAGCUGUGAGAUUGUGAAGUACACAGGCAAAUGUCACACCACUACAGCGCCUACUACAACUCCAUCUGAAACUGCAACAACAGUAACAGUAACUCCCACAACUACAGAAACAACAAGAUGCUCUUGCCACGCCAAUGGACAAACAUUAUCACCUGGACAGGCAGUGGUGACUUCUGUAGGUAAAUCAGACCUGUGUAACUUUACACUCUGUACCAAGAGCUGUGAGAUUGUGAAGUACACAGGCAAAUGUCACACCACUACAGCGCCUACUACAACUCCAUCUGAAACUGCAACAACAGUAACAGUAACUCCCACAACUACAGAAACAACAAGAUGCUCUUGCCACGCCAAUGGACAAACAUUAUCACCUGGACAGGCAGUGGUGACUUCUCUAGGUAAAUCAGACCUGUGUAACUUUACACUCUGUACCAAGAGCUGUGAGAUUGUGAAGUACACAGGCAAAUGUCACACCACUACAGCGCCUACUACAACUCCAUCUGAAACUGCAACAACAGUAACAGUAACUCCCACAACUACAGAAACAACAAGAUGCUCUUGCCACGCCAACGGACAAACAUUAUCACCUGGACAGGCAGUGGUGACUUCUGUAGGUAAUUCAGACCUGUGUAACUUUACGCUCUGUACCAAGAGCUGUGAGAUUGUGAAGUACACAGGCAAAUGUCACACCACUACAGUGCCUACUACAACUCCAUCUGAAACUGCAACUACAGUAACAGUAACUCCCACAACUACAGAAACAACAAGAUGCUCUUGCCACGCCAAUGGACAAACAUUAUCACCUGGACAGGCAGUGGUGACUUCUGUAGGUAAAUCAGACCUGUGUAACUUUACACUCUGUACCAAGAGCUGUGAGAUUGUGAAGUACACAGGCAAAUGUCACACCACUACAGCGCCUACUACAACUCCAUCUGAAACUGCAACAACAGUAACAGUAACUCCCACAACUACAGAAACAACAAGAUGCUCUUGCCACGCCAAUGGACAAACAUUAUCACCUGGACAGGCAGUGGUGACUUCUGUAGGUAAAUCAGACCUGUGUAACUUUACACUCUGUACCAAGAGCUGUGAGAUUGUGAAGUACACAGGCAAAUGUCACACCACUACAGCGCCUACUACAACUCCAUCUGAAACUGCAACAACAGUAACAGUAACUCCCACAACUACAGAAACAACAAGAUGCUCUUGCCACGCCAAUGGACAAACAUUAUCACCUGGACAGGCAGUGGUGACUUCUCUAGGUAAAUCAGACCUGUGUAACUUUACACUCUGUACCAAGAGCUGUGAGAUUGUGAAGUACACAGGCAAAUGUCACACCACUACAGCGCCUACUACAACUCCAUCUGAAACUGCAACAACAGUAACAGUAACUCCCACAACUACAGAAACAACAAGAUGCUCUUGCCACGCCAACGGACAAACAUUAUCACCUGGACAGGCAGUGGUGACUUCUGUAGGUAAUUCAGACCUGUGUAACUUUACGCUCUGUACCAAGAGCUGUGAGAUUGUGAAGUACACAGGCAAAUGUCACACCACUACAGUGCCUACUACAACUCCAUCUGAAACUGCAACUACAGUAACAGUAACUCCCACAACUACAGAAACAACAAGAUGCUCUUGCCACGCCAAUGGACAAACAUUAUCACCUGGACAGGCAGUGGUGACUUCUGUAGGUAAAUCAGACCUGUGUAACUUUACACUCUGUACCAAGAGCUGUGAGAUUGUGAAGUACACAGGCAAAUGUCACACCACUACAGCGCCUACUACAACUCCAUCUGAAACUGCAACAACAGUAACAGUAACUCCCACAACUUCAGAAACAACAAGAUGCUCUUGCCACGCCAAUGGACAAACAUUAUCACCUGGACAGGCAGUGGUGACUUCUGUAGGUAAAUCAGACCUGUGUAACUUUACACUCUGUACCAAGAGCUGUGAGAUUGUGAAGUACACAGGCAAAUGUCACACCACUACAGCGCCUACUACAACUCCAUCUGAAACUGCAACAACAGUAACAGUAACUCCCACAACUACAGAAACAACAAGAUGCUCUUGCCACGCCAAUGGACAAACAUUAUCACCUGGACAGGCAGUGGUGACUUCUGUAGGUAAAUCAGACCUGUGUAACUUUACACUCUGUACCAAGAGCUGUGAGAUUGUGAAGUACACAGGCAAAUGUCACACCACUACAGCGCCUACUACAACUCCAUCUGAAACUGCAACAACAGUAACAGUAACUCCCACAACUACAGAAACAACAAGAUGCUCUUGCCACGCCAAUGGACAAACAUUAUCACCUGGACAGGCAGUGGUGACUUCUGUAGGUAAAUCAGACCUGUGUAACUUUACACUCUGUACCAAGAGCUGUGAGAUUGUGAAGUACACAGGCAAAUGUCACACCACUACAGCGCCUACUACAACUCCAUCUGAAACUGCAACAACAGUAACAGUAACUCCCACAACUUCAGAAACAACAAGAUGCUCUUGCCACGCCAAUGGACAAACAUUAUCACCUGGACAGGCAGUGGUGACUUCUGUAGGUAAAUCAGACCUGUGUAACUUUACACUCUGUACCAAGAGCUGUGAGAUUGUGAAGUACACAGGCAAAUGUCACACCACUACAGCGCCUACUACAACUCCAUCUGAAACUGCAACAACAGUAACAGUAACUCCCACAACUACAGAAACAACAAGAUGCUCUUGCCACGCCAAUGGACAAACAUUAUCACCUGGACAGGCAGUGGUGACUUCUGUAGGUAAAUCAGACCUGUGUAACUUUACACUCUGUACCAAGAGCUGUGAGAUUGUGAAGUACACAGGCAAAUGUCACACCACUACAGCGCCUACUACAACUCCAUCUGAAACUGCAACAACAGUAACAGUAACUCCCACAACUACAGAAACAACAAGAUGCUCUUGCCACGCCAAUGGACAAACAUUAUCACCUGGACAGGCAGUGGUGACUUCUGUAGGUAAAUCAGACCUGUGUAACUUUACACUCUGUACCAAGAGCUGUGAGAUUGUGAAGUACACAGGCAAAUGUCACACCACUACAGCGCCUACUACAACUCCAUCUGAAACUGCAACAACAGUAACAGUAACUCCCACAACUACAGAAACAACAAGAUGCUCUUGCCACGCCAAUGGACAAACAUUAUCACCUGGACAGGCAGUGGUGACUUCUGUAGGUAAAUCAGACCUGUGUAACUUUACACUCUGUACCAAGAGCUGUGAGAUUGUGAAGUACACAGGCAAAUGUCACACCACUACAGCGCCUACUACAACUCCAUCUGAAACUGCAACAACAGUAACAGUAACUCCCACAACUACAGAAACAACAAGAUGCUCUUGCCACGCCAAUGGACAAACAUUAUCACCUGGACAGGCAGUGGUGACUUCUGUAGGUAAAUCAGACCUGUGUAACUUUACACUCUGUACCAAGAGCUGUGAGAUUGUGAAGUACACAGGCAAAUGUCACACCACUACAGCGCCUACUACAACUCCAUCUGAAACUGCAACAACAGUAACAGUAACUCCCACAACUACAGAAACAACAAGAUGCUCUUGCCACGCCAAUGGACAAACAUUAUCACCUGGACAGGCAGUGGUGACUUCUGUAGGUAAAUCAGACCUGUGUAACUUUACACUCUGUACCAAGAGCUGUGAGAUUGUGAAGUACACAGGCAAAUGUCACACCACUACAGCGCCUACUACAACUCCAUCUGAAACUGCAACAACAGUAACAGUAACUCCCACAACUACAGAAACAACAAGAUGCUCUUGCCACGCCAAUGGACAAACAUUAUCACCUGGACAGGCAGUGGUGACUUCUGUAGGUAAAUCAGACCUGUGUAACUUUACACUCUGUACCAAGAGCUGUGAGAUUGUGAAGUACACAGGCAAAUGUCACACCACUACAGCGCCUACUACAACUCCAUCUGAAACUGCAACAACAGUAACAGUAACUCCCACAACUACAGAAACAACAAGAUGCUCUUGCCACGCCAAUGGACAAACAUUAUCACCUGGACAGGCAGUGGUGACUUCUGUAGGUAAAUCAGACCUGUGUAACUUUACACUCUGUACCAAGAGCUGUGAGAUUGUGAAGUACACAGGCAAAUGUCACACCACUACAGCGCCUACUACAACUCCAUCUGAAACUGCAACAACAGUAACAGUAACUCCCACAACUACAGAAACAACAAGAUGCUCUUGCCACGCCAAUGGACAAACAUUAUCACCUGGACAGGCAGUGGUGACUUCUCUAGGUAAAUCAGACCUGUGUAACUUUACACUCUGUACCAAGAGCUGUGAGAUUGUGAAGUACACAGGCAAAUGUCACACCACUACAGCGCCUACUACAACUCCAUCUGAAACUGCAACAACAGUAACAGUAACUCCCACAACGACAGAAACAACAAGAUGCUCUUGCCACGCCAAUGGACAAACAUUAUCACCUGGACAGGCAGUGGUGACUUCUGUAGGUAAAUCAGACCUGUGUAACUUUACACUCUGUACCAAGAGCUGUGAGAUUGUGAAGUACACAGGCAAAUGUCACACCACUACAGCGCCUACUACAACUCCAUCUGAAACUGCAACAACAGUAACAGUAACUCCCACAACUACAGAAACAACAAGAUGCUCUUGCCACGCCAAUGGACAAACAUUAUCACCUGGACAGGCAGUGGUGACUUCUCUAGGUAAAUCAGACCUGUGUAACUUUACACUCUGUACCAAGAGCUGUGAGAUUGUGAAGUACACAGGCAAAUGUCACACCACUACAGCGCCUACUACAACUCCAUCUGAAACUGCAACAACAGUAACAGUAACUCCCACAACGACAGAAACAACAAGAUGCUCUUGCCACGCCAAUGGACAAACAUUAUCACCUGGACAGGCAGUGGUGACUUCUGUAGGUAAAUCAGACCUGUGUAACUUUACACUCUGUACCAAGAGCUGUGAGAUUGUGAAGUACACAGGCAAAUGUCACACCACUACAGCGCCUACUACAACUCCAUCUGAAACUGCAACAACAGUAACAGUAACUCCCACAACUACAGAAACAACAAGAUGCUCUUGCCACGCCAAUGGACAAACAUUAUCACCUGGACAGGCAGUGGUGACUUCUCUAGGUAAAUCAGACCUGUGUAACUUUACACUCUGUACCAAGAGCUGUGAGAUUGUGAAGUACACAGGCAAAUGUCACACCACUACAGCGCCUACUACAACUCCAUCUGAAACUGCAACAACAGUAACAGUAACUCCCACAACUACAGAAACAACAAGAUGCUCUUGCCACGCCAAUGGACAAACAUUAUCACCUGGACAGGCAGUGGUGACUUCUGUAGGUAAAUCAGACCUGUGUAACUUUACACUCUGUACCAAGAGCUGUGAGAUUGUGAAGUACACAGGCAAAUGUCACACCACUACAGCGCCUACUACAACUCCAUCUGAAACUGCAACAACAGUAACAGUAACUCCCACAACUACAGAAACAACAAGAUGCUCUUGCCACGCCAAUGGACAAACAUUAUCACCUGGACAGGCAGUGGUGACUUCUGUAGGUAAAUCAGACCUGUGUAACUUUACACUCUGUACCAAGAGCUGUGACAUUGUGAAGUACACAGGCAAAUGUCACACCACUACAGCGCCUACUACAACUCCAUCUGAAACUGCAACAACAGUAACAGUAACUCCCACAACUACAGAAACAACAAGAUGCUCUUGCCACGCCAACGGACAAACAUUAUCACCUGGACAGGCAGUGGUGACUUCUGUAGGUAAUUCAGACCUGUGUAACUUUACGCUCUGUACCAAGAGCUGUGAGAUUGUGAAGUACACAGGCAAAUGUCACACCACUACAGUGCCUACUACAACUCCAUCCGAAACUGCAACUACAGUAACAGUAACUCCCACAACUACAGAAACAACAAGAUGCUCUUGCCACGCCAAUGGACAAACAUUAUCACCUGGACAGGCAGUGGUGACUUCUGUAGGUAAAUCAGACCUGUGUAACUUUACACUCUGUACCAAGAGCUGUGAGAUUGUGAAGUACACAGGCAAAUGUCACACCACUACAGCGCCUACUACAACUCCAUCUGAAACUGCAACAACAGUAACAGUAACUCCCACAACUACAGAAACAACAAGAUGCUCUUGCCACGCCAAUGGACAAACAUUAUCACCUGGACAGGCAGUGGUGACUUCUGUAGGUAAAUCAGACCUGUGUAACUUUACACUCUGUACCAAGAGCUGUGAGAUUGUGAAGUACACAGGCAAAUGUCACACCACUACAGCGCCUACUACAACUCCAUCUGAAACUGCAACAACAGUAACAGUAACUCCCACAACUACAGAAACAACAAGAUGCUCUUGCCACGCCAACGGACAAACAUUAUCACCUGGACAGGCAGUGGUGACUUCUGUAGGUAAUUCAGACCUGUGUAACUUUACGCUCUGUACCAAGAGCUGUGAGAUUGUGAAGUACACAGGCAAAUGUCACACCACUACAGUGCCUACUACAACUCCAUCCGAAACUGCAACUACAGUAACAGUAACUCCCACAACUACAGAAACAACAAGAUGCUCUUGCCACGCCAAUGGACAAACAUUAUCACCUGGACAGGCAGUGGUGACUUCUGUAGGUAAAUCAGACCUGUGUAACUUUACACUCUGUACCAAGAGCUGUGAGAUUGUGAAGUACACAGGCAAAUGUCACACCACUACAGCGCCUACUACAACUCCAUCUGAAACUGCAACAACAGUAACAGUAACUCCCACAACUACAGAAACAACAAGAUGCUCUUGCCACGCCAAUGGACAAACAUUAUCACCUGGACAGGCAGUGGUGACUUCUGUAGGUAAAUCAGACCUGUGUAACUUUACACUCUGUACCAAGAGCUGUGAGAUUGUGAAGUACACAGGCAAAUGUCACACCACUACAGCGCCUACUACAACUCCAUCUGAAACUGCAACAACAGUAACAGUAACUCCCACAACUACAGAAACAACAAGAUGCUCUUGCCACGCCAAUGGACAAACAUUAUCACCUGGACAGGCAGUGGUGACUUCUGUAGGUAAAUCAGACCUGUGUAACUUUACACUCUGUACCAAGAGCUGUGAGAUUGUGAAGUACACAGGCAAAUGUCACACCACUACAGCGCCUACUACAACUCCAUCUGAAACUGCAACAACAGUAACAGUAACUCCCACAACUACAGAAACAACAAGAUGCUCUUGCCACGCCAAUGGACAAACAUUAUCACCUGGACAGGCAGUGGUGACUUCUGUAGGUAAAUCAGACCUGUGUAACUUUACACUCUGUACCAAGAGCUGUGAGAUUGUGAAGUACACAGGCAAAUGUCACACCACUACAGCGCCUACUACAACUCCAUCUGAAACUGCAACAACAGUAACAGUAACUCCCACAACUACAGAAACAACAAGAUGCUCUUGCCACGCCAACGGACAAACAUUAUCACCUGGACAGGCAGUGGUGACUUCUGUAGGUAAUUCAGACCUGUGUAACUUUACGCUCUGUACCAAGAGCUGUGAGUUUGUGAAGUACACAGGCAAAUGUCACACCACUACAGUGCCUACUACAACUCCAUCCGAAACUGCAACUACAGUAACAGUAACUCCCACAACUACAGAAACAACAAGAUGCUCUUGCCACGCCAAUGGACAAACAUUAUCACCUGGACAGGCAGUGGUGACUUCUGUAGGUAAAUCAGACCUGUGUAACUUUACACUCUGUACCAAGAGCUGUGAGAUUGUGAAGUACACAGGCAAAUGUCACACCACUACAGCGCCUACUACAACUCCAUCUGAAACUGCAACAACAGUAACAGUAACUCCCACAACUACAGAAACAACAAGAUGCUCUUGCCACGCCAAUGGACAAACAUUAUCACCUGGACAGGCAGUGGUGACUUCUGUAGGUAAAUCAGACCUGUGUAACUUUACACUCUGUACCAAGAGCUGUGAGAUUGUGAAGUACACAGGCAAAUGUCACACCACUACAGCGCCUACUACAACUCCAUCUGAAACUGCAACAACAGUAACAGUAACUCCCACAACUACAGAAACAACAAGAUGCUCUUGCAACGCCAAUGGACAAACAUUAUCACCUGGACAGGCAGUGGUGACUUCUGUAGGUAAAUCAGACCUGUGUAACUUUACACUCUGUACCAAGAGCUGUGAGAUUGUGAAGUACACAGGCAAAUGUCACACCACUACAGCGCCUACUACAACUCCAUCUGAAACUGCAACAACAGUAACAGUAACUCCCACAACUACAGAAACAACAAGAUGCUCUUGCCACGCCAAUGGACAAACAUUAUCACCUGGACAGGCAGUGGUGACUUCUCUAGGUAAAUCAGACCUGUGUAACUUUACACUCUGUACCAAGAGCUGUGAGAUUGUGAAGUACACAGGCAAAUGUCACACCACUACAGCGCCUACUACAACUCCAUCUGAAACUGCAACAACAGUAACAGUAACUCCCACAACUACAGAAACAACAAGAUGCUCUUGCCACGCCAAUGGACAAACAUUAUCACCUGGACAGGCAGUGGUGACUUCUGUAGGUAAAUCAGACCUGUGUAACUUUACACUCUGUACCAAGAGCUGUGAGAUUGUGAAGUACACAGGCAAAUGUCACACCACUACAGCGCCUACUACAACUCCAUCUGAAACUGCAACAACAGUAACAGUAACUCCCACAACUACAGAAACAACAAGAUGCUCUUGCCACGCCAAUGGACAAACAUUAUCACCUGGACAGGCAGUGGUGACUUCUGUAGGUAAAUCAGACCUGUGUAACUUUACACUCUGUACCAAGAGCUGUGAGAUUGUGAAGUACACAGGCAAAUGUCACACCACUACAGCGCCUACUACAACUCCAUCUGAAACUGCAACAACAGUAACAGUAACUCCCACAACUACAGAAACAACAAGAUGCUUUUGCCACGCCAAUGGACAAACAUUAUCACCUGGACAGGCAGUGGUGACUUCUGUAGGUAAAUCAGACCUGUGUAACUUUACACUCUGUACCAAGAGCUGUGAGAUUGUGAAGUACACAGGCAAAUGUCACACCACGACAGCGCCUACUACAACUCCAUCUGAAACUGCAACAACAGUAACAGUAACUCCCACAACUACAGAAACAACAAGAUGCUCUUGCCACGCCAAUGGACAAACAUUAUCACCUGGACAGGCAGUGGUGACUUCUGUAGGUAAAUCAGACCUGUGUAACUUUACACUCUGUACCAAGAGCUGUGAGAUUGUGAAGUACACAGGCAAAUGUCACACCACGACAGCGCCUACUACAACUCCAUCUGAAACUGCAACAACAGUAACAGUAACUCCCACAACUACAGAAACAACAAGAUGCUCUUGCCACGCCAAUGGACAAACAUUAUCACCUGGACAGGCAGUGGUGACUUCUGUAGGUAAAUCAGACCUGUGUAACUUUACACUCUGUACCAAGAGCUGUGAGAUUGUGAAGUACACAGGCAAAUGUCACACCACUACAGCGCCUACUACAACUCCAUCUGAAACUGCAACAACAGUAACAGUAACUCCCACAACUACAGAAACAACAAGAUGCUCUUGCCACGCCAAUGGACAAACAUUAUCACCUGGACAGGCAGUGGUGACUUCUGUAGGUAAAUCAGACCUGUGUAACUUUACACUCUGUACCAAGAGCUGUGAGAUUGUGAAGUACACAGGCAAAUGUCACACCACGACAGCGCCUACUACAACUCCAUCUGAAACUGCAACAACAGUAACAGUAACUCCCACAACUACAGAAACAACAAGAUGCUCUUGCCACGCCAAUGGACAAACAUUAUCACCUGGACAGGCAGUGGUGACUUCUGUAGGUAAAUCAGACCUGUGUAACUUUACACUCUGUACCAAGAGCUGUGAGAUUGUGAAGUACACAGGCAAAUGUCACACCACUACAGCGCCUACUACAACUCCAUCUGAAACUGCAACAACAGUAACAGUAACUCCCACAACUACAGAAACAACAAGAUGCUCUUGCCACGCCAAUGGACAAACAUUAUCACCUGGACAGGCAGUGGUGACUUCUGUAGGUAAAUCAGACCUGUGUAACUUUACACUCUGUACCAAGAGCUGUGAGAUUGUGAAGUACACAGGCAAAUGUCACACCACUACAGCGCCUACUACAACUCCAUCUGAAACUGCAACAACAGUAACAGUAACUCCCACAACUACAGAAACAACAAGAUGCUCUUGCCACGCCAAUGGACAAACAUUAUCACCUGGACAGGCAGUGGUGACUUCUGUAGGUAAAUCAGACCUGUGUAACUUUACACUCUGUACCAAGAGCUGUGAGAUUGUGAAGUACACAGGCAAAUGUCACACCACUACAGCGCCUACUACAACUCCAUCUGAAACUGCAACAACAGUAACAGUAACUCCCACAACUACAGAAACAACAAGAUGCUCUUGCCACGCCAAUGGACAAACAUUAUCACCUGGACAGGCAGUGGUGACUUCUGUAGGUAAAUCAGACCUGUGUAACUUUACACUCUGUACCAAGAGCUGUGAGAUUGUGAAGUACACAGGCAAAUGUCACACCACUACAGCGCCUACUACAACUCCAUCUGAAACUGCAACAACAGUAACAGUAACUCCCACAACUACAGAAACAACAAGAUGCUUUUGCCACGCCAAUGGACAAACAUUAUCACCUGGACAGGCAGUGGUGACUUCUGUAGGUAAAUCAGACCUGUGUAACUUUACACUCUGUACCAAGAGCUGUGAGAUUGUGAAGUACACAGGCAAAUGUCACACCACUACAGCGCCUACUACAACUCCAUCUGAAACUGCAACAACAGUAACAGUAACUCCCACAACUACAGAAACAACAAGAUGCUCUUGCCACGCCAAUGGACAAACAUUAUCACCUGGACAGGCAGUGGUGACUUCUGUAGGUAAAUCAGACCUGUGUAACUUUACACUCUGUACCAAGAGCUGUGAGAUUGUGAAGUACACAGGCAAAUGUCACACCACGACAGCGCCUACUACAACUCCAUCUGAAACUGCAACAACAGUAACAGUAACUCCCACAACUACAGAAACAACAAGAUGCUCUUGCCACGCCAAUGGACAAACAUUAUCACCUGGACAGGCAGUGGUGACUUCUCUAGGUAAAUCAGACCUGUGUAACUUUACACUCUGUACCAAGAGCUGUGAGAUUGUGAAGUACACAGGCAAAUGUCACACCACUACAGCGCCUACUACAACUCAAUCUGAAACUGCAACAACAGUAACAGUAACUCCCACAACUACAGAAACAACAAGAUGCUCUUGCCACGCCAAUGGACAAACAUUAUCACCUGGACAGGCAGUGGUGACUUCUGUAGGUAAAUCAGACCUGUGUAACUUUACACUCUGUACCAAGAGCUGUGAGAUUGUGAAGUACACAGGCAAAUGUCACACCACUACAGCGCCUACUACAACUCCAUCUGAAACUGCAACAACAGUAACAGUAACUCCCACAACUACAGAAACAACAAGAUGCUUUUGCCACGCCAAUGGACAAACAUUAUCACCUGGACAGGCAGUGGUGACUUCUGUAGGUAAAUCAGACGUGUGUAACUUUACACUCUGUACCAAGAGCUGUGAGAUUGUGAAGUACACAGGCAAAUGUCACACCACUACAGCGCCUACUACAACUCCAUCUGAAACUGCAACAACAGUAACAGUAACUCCCACAACUACAGAAACAACAAGAUGCUCUUGCCACGCCAAUGGACAAACAUUAUCACCUGGACAGGCAGUGGUGACUUCUGUCGGUAAAUCAGACCUGUGUAACUUUACACUCUGUACCAAGAGCUGUGAGAUUGUGAAGUACACAGGACAGGCAGUGGUGACUUCUGUAGGUAAAUCAGACCUGUGUAACUUUACACUCUGUACCAAGAGCUGUGAGAUUGUGAAGUACACAGGCAAAUGUCACACCACUACAGCGCCUACUACAACUCCAUCUGAAACUGCAACAACAGUAACAGUAACUCCCACAACUACAGAAACAACAAGAUGCUCUUGCUACGCCAAUGGACAAACAUUAUCACCUGGACAGGCAGUGGUGACUUCUGUAGGUAAAUCAGACCUGUGUAACUUUACACUCUGUACCAAGAGCUGUGAGAUUGUGAAGUACACAGGCAAAUGUCACACCACUACAGCGCCUACUACAACUCCAUCUGAAACUGCAACAACAGUAACAGUAACUCCCACAACUACAGAAACAACAAGAUGCUCUUGCCAUGCCAACGGACAAACAUUAUCACCUGGACAGGCAGUGGUGACUUCUGUAGGUAAAUCAGACCUGUGUAACUUUACACUCUGUACCAAGAGCUGUGAGAUUGUGAAGUACACAGGCAAAUGUCACACCACUACAGCACCUACUACAACUCCAUCUGAAACUGCAACAACAGUAACAGUAACUCCCACAACUACAGAAACAACAAGAUGCUCUUGCCACGCCAAUGGACAAACAUUAUCACCUGGACAGGCAGUGGUGACUUCUGUAGGUAAAUCUGACCUGUGUAACUUUACGCUCUGUACCAAGAGCUGUGAGAUUGUGAAGUACACAGACGAGUGUCACACCACUACAGCGCCUACUACAACUCCGUCCGAAACUGCAACAACAGUAACAGUAACUCCAACAGCUGCAGAAAUAACAAGAUGCUCUUGCCACGCCAAUGGACAAUUAUUCUCACCUGGGGAAAUUGUAUACCAUUCUCAAGACAAAGAAGGCUGGUGUUUUUAUGCAUUGUGUGCAGAAAACUGCCAUAUUGUGAAGCACAUGAAACCAUGUGAAAAAACCACAUCACCUCAGCCAACCACACAGUCUCCCACACCAACAACAGUGUCACCAGAAGGUUGCUCAGCUCUGCAUCCUCCAAGAGCUUCUCAAACGCCAAAGGUGGAUCCUCUUCUGGAGUUUCAGGCAGUGAUUUUGGGACGAAGUCAUUGGUAUCGCUUGAUACUGCUGCAGCUGCACAUGAAGCUUGAUACGAGGCAUCCCACGUCAGCUGUGAAACUGCACUGA
This is a messenger RNA of Hemiscyllium ocellatum (epaulette shark), 19887 nucleotides long. RefSeq names its product mucin-2-like. Gene Ontology annotation, molecular function: protein binding. Gene Ontology annotation, cellular component: extracellular matrix. Bases 1 to 19887 code for a protein of 6628 amino acids. The transcript has 93 exons. Lineage: Eukaryota; Metazoa; Chordata; Chondrichthyes; Orectolobiformes; Hemiscylliidae. The record is from RefSeq and is a predicted model, not a curated record.